This is a messenger RNA of Balaenoptera musculus (blue whale), 4879 nucleotides long. RefSeq names its product sorting nexin 18 (gene SNX18). NCBI's taxonomy places the organism in Eukaryota, Metazoa, Chordata, Mammalia, Artiodactyla, Balaenopteridae. Gene Ontology annotation, cellular component: plasma membrane; cytoplasmic vesicle. Gene Ontology annotation, molecular function: phosphatidylinositol binding; protein binding. The record is from RefSeq and is a predicted model, not a curated record. The transcript is spliced from 2 exons. Gene Ontology annotation, biological process: protein transport; endosomal transport; plasma membrane tubulation. Bases 137 to 1819 code for a protein of 560 amino acids.
CAGGGGCACCGGAGUGUGCGCCGCCUUCGGGGCUCCUCUCCGCGCGCCAGGGCGCGGGCACCACUGCGGCCCCCUCGGGCGGGCACCAGGCUCGGGGCGCCAGGAGUCGGGGGCAGCCCUCCGUGGCGCUGGGACCAUGGCGCUGCGCGCCCGGGCGCUGUACGACUUCAGGUCGGAGAACCCGGGCGAGAUCUCGCUGCGGGAGCACGAGGUGCUGAGCCUGUGCAGCGAGCAGGACAUCGAGGGCUGGCUCGAGGGGAUCAACAGCCGCGGGGACCGCGGCCUCUUCCCGGCCUCGUACGUGCAGGUGAUCCGAGCCCCCGAGCCCGGCCCGGCGGGCGACGGCGGCCCGGGCGCCCCGGCCCGCUACGCCAACGUGCCACCCGGCGGUUUCGAGCCCCUGCCCGCCGCGCCGCCCGCCUCCUUCAAGCCGCCGCCCGACGCCUUCCAGCCGCUGCUGCAACCGCAGCAGGCGCCGCCGCCGAGCACCUUCCAGCCGCCGGGCGCUGGCUUCUCGUAUGGCGGGGGUGCCCUGCAGCCGUCGCCGCAGCAGCUCUACGGCGGCGGCUACCAGGCCAGUCAGGGCAGCGACGAUGACUGGGACGACGAGUGGGACGACAGCUCCACGGUGGCUGACGAGCCGGGCGUGCUGGGUAGCGGCGCGUACCCGGACCUCGACGGCUCGUCGUCGGGGGGCGUCGGCGCUGCGGGCCGCUACCGCCUGUCCACGCGCUCCGACUUGUCGCUGGGCUCCCGCGGCGGCUCGGCGCCCUCGCAGCACCACCCAUCGGGGGCCAAGAGCUCGGCCACCGUGAGCCGCAACCUCAACCGCUUCUCCACCUUCGUCAAGUCGGGCGGGGAGGCCUUCGUGCUGGGCGAGGCGUCGGGUUUCGUGAAGGACGGGGACAAGCUGUGCGUGGUGCUGGGGCCCUACGGCCCCGAGUGGCAGGAGAACCCCUACCCCUUCCAGUGCACCAUCGACGACCCCACCAAGCAGACCAAGUUCAAGGGCAUGAAGAGCUACAUCUCCUACAAGCUGGUGCCCACGCACACGCAGGUGCCAGUGCACCGGCGCUACAAGCACUUCGACUGGCUGUAUGCGCGCCUGGCCGAGAAGUUCCCCGUCAUCUCGGUGCCCCACCUGCCCGAGAAGCAGGCCACCGGCCGCUUCGAGGAGGACUUCAUCUCCAAGCGCAGGAAGGGCCUGAUCUGGUGGAUGAACCACAUGGCCAGCCACCCGGUGCUGGCGCAGUGCGACGUCUUCCAGCACUUCCUGACCUGCCCCAGCAGCACCGACGAGAAGGCCUGGAAACAGGGCAAGAGGAAGGCCGAGAAGGAUGAGAUGGUGGGCGCCAACUUCUUCCUGACCCUGAGCACACCCCCCGCUGCCGCCCUCGACCUGCAGGAGGUGGAGAGCAAGAUCGACGGCUUCAAGUGCUUCACCAAGAAGAUGGACGACAGCGCGCUGCAGCUCAACCACACGGCCAAUGAAUUCGCGCGCAAGCAGGUGACGGGCUUCAAGAAGGAGUAUCAGAAGGUGGGCCAGUCCUUCCGCGGCCUCAGCCAGGCCUUUGAGCUGGACCAGCAGGCCUUCUCGGCCGGCCUGAACCAGGCCAUCGCCUUCACCGGAGAUGCCUACGACGCCAUCGGCGAGCUCUUCGCCGAGCAGCCCAGGCAGGACCUGGACCCCGUCAUGGACCUGUUAGCGCUGUAUCAGGGGCACCUGGCCAACUUCCCCGACAUCAUCCACGUUCAGAAAGAACUCACUUACAAAACCAUUUUACAAACAAGGAAACUGAGGCUUCCAGACAUUCCGUGACGGUCGCAACAGCCAGCAAGAGGCAGAGUUGGGAUUUGAACCCAGGUCCACUGACCCCACAGCUCGGGUUGCUCCUAUUUGAGAACAGAGGCGCAAGUGCUUGAGCUGAGGAGGAGGUGGCGGUGAUAUUCCCCCCGAGGACCAGCCCUGUCCCCCAUCCUCACCGCCCCGGGACCCGGCAGUGAUCGAGGCCUGGGCAGUAAGUGCAUUAGGACUGUGCUUGGAGAACAGAGGACCUCUGGGACUCGCCAGGUUUGUGAAUCACACUAAACUGCAUCUUAUGAAAGAAAGGAAAUGACAAAACUCUGCGUUCGCACCACCAGCACAAGUGGUGGGCCUUCUUGUGAGGGCUGUUUUCCACAAAGACAGCCCUGUGUUCUGGUUCCAGGAGAACAGAGGUGUCGGCCGCAGGAGGACCGGCUCUGCUCAGCCGCGGGCCUGCUUCCGCGCAGCCCGCCCAAUUCGAAUCAGCACCUGGGCAGCAGGACCCACGGUCGCACGUCACUCCCUACCCAGCCCUUUGUGAUCAGCCAUCGUUUUGACUGUCAGAUCCACAUAUGCCAGGUUGCGGCUGUGUGUUCUCCCUACACACAACUGGCAGAGUUUGAAAGGCACAAGCUGAGCUCCAGGAAUCAAGAGGAAAGCUAGCCUCCGAGUGGGUGGCCAAGGGGGGUCUCACAGGUCAAGACCAGGAACUCACCAUCAUGGAAGCUGUUGGGAGUCUGAAGCCCUAAAUAAGAUGACAAAGUCACCAGUUGCCAUGCUGGUUCUUUCACUCCUUCAAUACGAAGACUUUGAAUGGAACCGGACCACAUGCCUUCUGACCAGCGCGUCCUCUCUCCUUUACUCUGUGGGAAACCAAAUCAUCAUCAAAAGGUUGCUGUGAAAAAGGUAGUUACCCCAACAUCAACACACCUUUGAGCCGCUUACCUUCGAAAACGUGAUGAAGCCAUUGGUACAAUAGAGAUAUCCUAGAUGCUUAUUCAUUUGUUUGAACAAAUACUUACUGAAUGCCUAUUUUCCAGGCAUUGUUCUCGGCACUGGGAAUACAGCAGUUAACAAAAACCAACCCAAAUCCCUGCCCUCAUGAAUUUACAUUCUAGUGGGGGAGACAUAAUAAUCAAAUGUAUUAGUGAAAUAUAGGAUAUUUAGAUGAUUAUAAGUGGCAUGGAGAAAAAUAAAGUGGGGUGGGGAAUGAGUAGUGAGGGGUGGGGAAUGAGUAGUGAGAGGUGGGAGAAUUUGUUACUUUAAAUAUGGUUGGUCAGGACAGGCCUCCCAACCUGAAGUAAAGACCUGAAGGACUUGAGAGCCCUGUGGAUACGCAGGGGAAGAACAUUCCAGAGCAUCAACAGCAAGUGCAAAGGCCCCAAGGCCAGGGCACAACCAGCGUGUUUGAAGCACAGCAGGAAGGCAGUGUGGGAUGGGAGUGGGGAGCCAGGGGUAGGGGUAGAGGUGGUGCAGGGCUGAGUAGGAGGAGAAGAAGCCCAGAGGUGGGACUCCAGGUCAUAGAAGGCUACAGGCUGUUGGGAGGACUUUGGCUUUUACUCUGAGUGAGAUGGAAGCCAAUGAAGGGUUUGAGGGGAAAAGAGCACGAUCCGCCUCAUGUUUCGACAGGGUAACUUAGCUGCUCACUGGGGCCAGCAAAGGCAGAAGCAGAGAGGCCAGUUAGGAGGCUUUGUGAUAAUCCAGACACAGUGGGGGCCACACUAAAAUGGAGGCAGCGGAGGCUGAGGACAGUUGGGUUGAGUCCCCUGACCAGGGCGCCAUGUCCCCAGUACGGAGCUUAGCAAGCCCAGGAACAGUGCCUUCCUUGUUUCCUGUGCCCCCAUAUGGCUGAUGACCACCCCUUCUGACUAGAUAACUGCUUACUCUAUAAUGUCACCGUCUGUCUUGCUCUGAUUUCAGGACCAUUCAUUCUCCUUAGCAUGGCUCUUCUAUUAAGCAUUGAUUUUGUAACUCAGCUCUCAGAGAACACUCUUAUUUAAGUCCCUAGGGGCCCCUCCAUCACUGUCCCCAGGUAUAAGAGCCUGACUAGAGGUCUGACACAGAAAAUUGACUUCCAUAGUUCUGGGUGCAUGCAUCUGUAUUACAGCAGUAGAUUGGCUAUCCUGGUCACGGCCUGAGAAUCUUGUCUCUCUCUUGGUACAGUGAUGUCUGCCUGGUCACCAUGGUGGUUACCUCUGACCAGUGCUGGUGUCUCCAACAUAGGGGUUGUGGACCCAGCGCUUGCCUCUCCAUCCACCCUGGGGACCUCCUAACUGCCUGGUCAGGAUGCUGUCACGUGAUAUUUGCAAACUGAAUUGACAAACUUUAACAGACUGUUCACAAUUCUUUUGGAUUCCUUCCCACUAUGCAACUGUGUGCAAACACUAGAUGCAUUGCUCUUCAUGGUUGGGCCUUCACCAUGCUCUGUGCUCUGCCCGCUGGGUGCCCAGGGUGCCCCUGCAGUACCACUGUCUGUCCUUGGUGAGCCUUUUUACUGAAGCUUCCUUUGGCUCCCUUUUGUUCCUUUGUCAUUUGUUUUCGUUUUUUACUAGUGUGUGUCUUUUAAUAAAUAUCUGUAAAUGAGUUGAUAAAACUUUAAGGGAUUCCUGUCUCAGUCUCUCCUACUUUCAUUUACGGUAUUUUUUGACCCUGGUUUUACCUUAUCAUCACUUGAGGAACUUUAAAAAGUGUUAAGAUGCCUGGACCCCACUCUAGACCAAAUGAAUCAGAAUCUAGAGAGUGGGGCACAGGCUUCAGCCUGUUUUAAAAGCUCCCCAGAUGAUUUUGAUGCACAACUUGGCUUUCUUUCUUCCAGUCAACAUAAACAGGGCCUGGCACCGGCAGGCUGUUGCAGCUUCUCAUUCACCAAGGCACUCAAAGUUUCCCUCUACAUGAGGUCUUACAGAGUCAUAACCAGGGAAGGGAUUGAAAGAAGAAAACGUUCAUUAUAUAAAUUCAAAUCUCUGUUCCAGUCCCAGAACACAUGCUCUGUCCUGAACUUGGAAUGAAUAAGUAAUUUUAUUUCAUUGUAUUUUGUAUGUGUUAAAAGGAACGAUCUGUUAAAUAUAAAUCAUU